This is a messenger RNA of Helobdella robusta, 1821 nucleotides long. RefSeq lists its product as hypothetical. The record is from RefSeq and is a predicted model, not a curated record. The transcript has 3 exons. NCBI's taxonomy places the organism in Eukaryota, Metazoa, Annelida, Clitellata, Rhynchobdellida, Glossiphoniidae. Bases 1 to 1821 code for a protein of 606 amino acids.
AUGGUUGUAACAGGCAGGCACUCGCUGGACAACAACGAGCGGACGAAAGGUCAGGUCUGCUCCAGAUCCAUUCUCAUUGGACGAUUGAUCAUUUCAUUGAACUAUGAACGAGAUGUUGCAGUCCAGAUAGCAACUGACAGAGGUCAGGACAUUUCAAAAGAAAUCAAAUCAAAAAGAGACGCUAGCCACCAGCAGACAGAUUCCUUACUAUCGGAACUGAAACCUGACUGGCCACAAUUUUUUCAACGCAGUAACAACACUCGACUGAAGUCACCUCAUCUCUUUAAAGCAAUUUUGGCAUCGCAUAGAGUCUCAGUCAAACCUGGCUCCUACUUCUGGGAGGAAGUGAAGUUCUACUCGGAACUGAUUGAAUCGUUCCUGGUGUGGCUGCAACGUGAGUUGCACAAAUGUGCCAAACAAUCGUUCGCUAUUGAACUUUUGUUUUCAAAACGUGGACAAUCAAUUAGUGAAAAUAAGGAUGUUGGAAAUGAUGAUGCCGAUUACAUUGGUUACAAUGAUGACGAUUAUGAUGAAAACUUUCAUAGACAUCCAAGUCUUCACGAAACAUUGCACUCGUUCAGCUACCUCAUGACUUCACUGGCUUACUUGGGGGCAGAGCAGGCCAUGUGUUCUUCCUUCCAUUCAGUCGUUUGCUUCAGCCACACAGAGACCUACCACUACGCAAAUUACACUUUCAGUGCGGAAGCUCUGUUCAGGCUCUACAAAUUUUCUUUAAUUAACACAAAGCACUAUCAUAGUUUUGGCAAACUUGGUGAAAAAAAUAAUUACCUCAAAGAGGCAAAAGACGAUUUUCACGACUCUAACAACAUCAACCACAAAGCAUUCAGCAGCAUUCACCUUCCAAUUCAUUCAAAAUCACACGAAAAUGAAAAUGAAAAACUACUUACAAACAAAUGGUCAUCUUCCGAUUACAAAUUAAUUUUCCCAGAAUUAUCUUACUGUCGGCAGGAAAUUUUAGCCGACCUGGACAGCGUGGGAGCACCUCUCCUUCCCUCGAACUGCAACCAGGCCCGAAGAAACGACACGAGUGUCAGCGAGGUCAACAUUGUCGUUGCGAGAGAAUUUGAGUAUCUAACUACUUUACUUGAAAAACUGUUGAUCAGGCGAGUAGAAAAUGUAACGUAUUCAUUCUUCAUAUCAACAACAGUUUUGAUUUCCGUUGCCAUUUAUGUGAUCACUGUACAUUUAAUACGUUACGCAUACAUAAAAUUCAAAAAACCGAAAUUGAAACGAAAAAAGAAACAGCUACGAUCGAAUCUAAACACACCGAACAACACGACAACUUUGUCGACAGCAACAUCGGCGGUCAACAUGGCUCAAAUUAACGAUGAGUUGUCUAAUCAACCAAAACUUUACAAACAAUCGCUUCAACAAAUUCCUUUGCCUCCUUCGCAGCCAGCAACGCAACAAAAAUCUACCAAACAAAACCUUCUGUCUUGCUCCAACAACAUUCAUUCAACGCUUCACGUCAACCACGUCUUCACUCAUGACCAACAGCAGAACAUUUACACACCAACACAAUUUCAAACCACAUCUAUUCAAAAACUUAACCAAACUUUGCCAUUGAGACAUUAUUCUUCGCAACUACAAUUUCAACUUCUCAACCAGCAAAAACAGCUGCCACAACAACAGCUACAACAACAACAACCACAACAACAGCAUCAAUUUCAGCAACACCAUCAAAAAGAGUUGUUAACUCUACCGAACCACAGUAACUCACUACAACCAGACAAACUUCACUUGAAAACUGACAACCAGCAUGUGGUGAGCCUCGGUGCCUUGAAAGUUGCCUCCGUCUGA